This is a messenger RNA of Coffea eugenioides, 1478 nucleotides long. Its product is annotated as vinorine synthase-like. The transcript has a single exon. Bases 37 to 1332 code for a protein of 431 amino acids. Lineage: Eukaryota; Viridiplantae; Streptophyta; Magnoliopsida; Gentianales; Rubiaceae. The record is from RefSeq and is a predicted model, not a curated record.
UUGUCUCAUAAGAAGCUUCAAAAAGUACCAGAAAAAAUGGUGGCCAAUUUGGAGAUACUAUCAAAGGAGAUGAUCAAACCUUCAUCUCCAACACCUCAUCACCUUAGAGACCACAAAUUAUCCUUCCUAGACCAGAUUGCACCACCUGUUUUUAUCCCUCUUAUUUUCUUCUAUCAAACCAAUCAACUAGAAACUUUCCAAGACCGUGACCAAAUUUCUCAAUUGCUAAAGCAAUCUUUAUCCAACAUCUUGACUCAAUUUUAUCCCUUAGCAGGAAGGAUUUGCAGCAAGAAUUUUUCAAUUGAUUGCAAUGAUGAUGGUGCUUUAUGUAUUGAGGCUCAAGUCCAUUCUAACCUCUUGCAGGUCAUAGAAAAACCUGUAAUGGAGGAGCUGAAACAGUAUCUGCCACUUGAGCUUAAUAGUAAAGGCCCUGGCUUGACUGAGGCUAAAACUAUCCUUCUAGCUAUCCAAAUCAAUUUCUUUGAUUGUGGAGGCAUAGCUAUUGGAGUGCAAUUAUCGCAUAAAAUAGCCGACGGCACGUCCUUGGUGACUUUCAUGAAUGCAUGGGCUAAAAGCUGCAGCGAAGUUUCUGAAAUUGUACCAUCUAGUUUUGAGUUGGCUAGUUUGUUUCCACCAAGAGACAUGUCCAGCUUUGGUUUCAAGCCAACAACGGGCAUGACCAAAGAAAAAAUCGUUACUAAACGGUUUGUCUUUGACAAAGAAAAGCUGGCAAAACUUAAACAAGCUGCUGCUUCAUCUCUUGUGAAGGAUCCUACACGUGUUGAGGCUGUUUCAGCCUUUAUUUGGAGGCAUUUCAUUGAUGCAUCCAAAGCUAAGGUGGUUGCAGCAGUCCAUGCCGUGAACAUGAGACCUAGAAUGAAUCCAGCCCCUGAGGAUCAAGCCUUUGGAAACAUAUGGACGCAUACCGUAGCCAUUCCAAUGCUCGAGGGAGAGAAUAUGUACGAGAAUCUUGUCGGUGAUUUGAGGAAGGCAAUAAGAAAUAUCAAUAGCAAUUAUGUGAAGAAACUGCAAAAUGGAGAUGAGUAUCUAGAAAUUCUAAAGAAAAGUGUGGAAUUGGCUUCUAAGGGAGAUGUAGAAUUGUGCAAUUUUAGCAGUUGGUGUAGAUUUCCCGUGUAUGAGGUGGAUUUUGGUUGGGGUAAGCCUACAUGGGUGUCUACUACAGCCUUUCCUUUCAAGAAUGUUGUGAUUUUGAUGAGUACAAGUUGUGGGGAGGGAAUAGAAGCAUGGCUUAACAUGCUUGAAGAAGAUGUGGCUAGUUUUCAGAGCAAUCACAUGCACCUUUCCGUUGCAGCCAAAGAUUUCAACGCCUAACAUAGUAGUUUCAUUGCCAUGUGAUGGUUUGGUUUUAUGGUAUUGAAAUUGAUCUUCUUGUUCAUGUUUAAAAACAAUGUUAGAAGACAUAUUUUGUGUUUACUUCAUCCUAAAAGAGUGUAAUUGACUUGAUAUAUGAUGUUAAA